Messenger RNA from Pyrenophora tritici-repentis Pt-1C-BFP, 1437 nucleotides. The record is from RefSeq and is a predicted model, not a curated record. NCBI's taxonomy places the organism in Eukaryota, Fungi, Ascomycota, Dothideomycetes, Pleosporales, Pleosporaceae.
AUGACGGAUACACCGACGAGGAUAUCUAGGUUUUCCGACGACAAGACAGAGACGUUCCACGAUGCCGAUGCUACAACCAUCGAUCCGGUCGCUGAGAAGAAGUUGCUCCUCAAGUGCGACCUUCAUGUCCUUCCACCGUUGUUCCUUCUUUUCCUCUUGGCAUUCUUAGAUCGUGUCAACAUCGGCUUGACGGAAGAUCUGGACAUGAGUGGUCCAAACGCCCAUCGCUACAAUAUCGCUUUAUUCAUCUUUUUCGUGCCCUACGUCCUUUUCGAGGUCCCAUCAAACCUGAUACUUAAGAAGCUCAAACCUUCGACAUGGCUCAGUUUGAUCAUGACACUCUGGGGCCUCUCAACAAUUGGAAUGGGCCUCAUCACCAAUUUUGAAGGACUAGUAGCAAUGCGCGUUCUGCUCGGUUUCUUUGAAGCGGGGCUAUUUCCAGGCUGCGUGUACCUCAUUUCAAUGUAUUACAAGCGAUACGAACUCCAGUGGCGACUUACUCUGUUCUUCUCGGCGAGCAUCAUUGCUGGAGCAUUUGGUGGACUUCUUGCAUUCGCCAUUGCCAAAAUGGAUGGCAUCGCCAACUACCGAGGCUGGAGAUGGCUAUUUAUUAUUGAGGGAAUAGUAACUGUCGUCGCUGGGAUCAUCACAAAGUUCUGGGUGGCAGACUGGCCCGAGGAUGCAAAGUUUCUGAACGGAGAAGAGCGUGCUUUGCUCCUAGCACGCUUGAGCGCUGAUACCGGCGAUGCUGUUAUGGAUCGGUUUGACAAGAGGGCUGCCAAAAGGAUCUUCGCAGACCCCAAGAUCUAUCUCGGGACUCUUGCAUACUUUGGCUACGCAGGAGCCUUCUUUACUCCAACAAUCGUCAAAGACCUUGGCUACACUUCAACCGCGGCGCAAGUACGCUCGAUCCCCAUCUUCGUGGUAGCAACCAUUACCGCACUUGUAACAGCAUGGCUCACCGAUCGUCUCCGCCACCGCUACCUAUUCUGUAUGUUCGGUCUCGUCGUCGCAUCAAUCGGUUACAUCAUGCUUCUUUUACAGGAGAAUCUCUCCGCGGGUGUCAAGUACUUUGCCCUUUUCCUCAUUAUCCCUGGCGGCUUCAUCACCCAACCCGUAGUUCUGGCGUGGAUGUCCAAUCUUGUGUCUGGACACUACAAGCGGUCCGUUGCUUCCGGUAUGCAAAUCGGUUUUGGUAAUCUGGGCGGUAUCGUUGCGAGUAAUGUCUUUUUGCAGAACGAGAUGCCGACGUAUCGUACGGGGUAUGGGGUUAGCCUGGCGAUGUUGUGGGUUUGCGGGAUAUCGUGUACGGCGCUGUUGUUUCUGAUCAAGUGGGAGAACGGAAAGAGGGAAAGGGGGGAGAGAGAUGAUAGAUUGAUGAAGGCGGAUGCAGACAACCUUGGGGAUGAUCAUCCGACGUUUAGACUGACUUAUUGA